Messenger RNA from Rana temporaria (common frog), 1024 nucleotides. Its product is annotated as fish-egg lectin-like. Bases 53 to 856 code for a protein of 267 amino acids. The transcript has 4 exons. NCBI's taxonomy places the organism in Eukaryota, Metazoa, Chordata, Amphibia, Anura, Ranidae. The record is from RefSeq and is a predicted model, not a curated record.
AACAACGUCUCCCAGCUCUCCAUACCAAACAUCUGCAUCCUGACCUACCAAGAUGUUGUUUGCUGUGAGCCUCCUCCUGCUGUGUGCCGGAAUCUCUGCUUCUGGAGAUUUUCAUUGCACAUUAAUCCCGGGAAAACUGAAACAGAUUGAUGCCGGCGCAGGUGAAGUGUACGGUGUGAACGAUGGCGAUGACAUUUACCGCUGGGUAAAUAAUGACUGGAUACAAAUUCCUGGGAAGCUCAUCCAUGUUUCCGUUGGACCUGCUGGAGUUUGGGGUGUGAACAAAGACAACGUCAUCUAUAAAUUCCAAGACAAUGACUGGAUGUCUGUACCAGGGUUCUUGAAGCAGGUAGAUGCUGGUGGUGAUAAGUUCUUGGGCGGGGUGAACGCACGAAACAGCAUUUACUGCUUGAGAAGGAGUUGCACUGUUUCAAGAUCUUCUGUUGUACACUUCACCCCACUGGAUGGGUCAGUGAAAUAUUACAGCUGUGGGCCAUUGGGCUGCUGGGGAGUGAACAGCGCCAACUCUAUUUACUUCCGCCACAAUGUCAAACCAACAUCCUGCCUAGGAACCCAAUGGGAGCAUGUUGAUGGCUCUCUGGCGAUGAUAGAGGUCAGCACAGAUGGUUCUGUGUAUGGAGUCAACUCAGCAGGCAGUGUGUACAGAAGGGAUGGAAUCAGUGCUGAAACCCCAACCGGAACAUCCUGGACCGAGCUAGACUUCUGCGUCACUUUCAAACACGUCACUUACGACAACGGCUAUCUGUGGCUUCUCGACCCAACUGGUGACAUCUAUCGAUGUGAAGAAACUGAUUUGGCCAUAACACAAGACCAAGCACAGCGAUCUCUAGUGUGAUCUGAGUCUAGGUGAUUACAUGGGCUGCUCUCUCCGUCUACUCAUUAUUCUGCAAUGAUUAACACCGCCACUAAAAGCUUCUAAUGCUAGCUUGGACUUCCAGCCGAUAACAUAUCUUGUAUCUUGCUUUAAAUAUAUUUGCAUCAAAUAAACUUUUUUCCUAUAAAA